GAUAAUGUACCAGAAAUACCUAAGCAGGUAUCGGUAUCAAUGGGCCAAUAUGGCAAUAUAUUACUACCAACUAUUAAGGUAGGUUUAGUAGAUAAGCUUGGCAAUACGGUUUAUGCCAAGGCUUUAUGUGACUCAGGUAGUCAAAUAUCAUUCAUUUCAUCAGAUUUAGCUGAUCAAAUUAGUUGUGAAUUAAAAGAUGAGCAAACUAUAAUUAGUGGCAUAUGUCAAGGGAAAAACAAAACUGCAAAGAAGGCUAAGUUUACAAUAUAUUCUGAAAAUAAUGAUUACAGCUUAAAGCUAACAUGUUGCAUUGUUUCAAAAAUAACUUGCGAUUUACCACAAUUUGAUGUAGAUAUUGGUAGCUUAAACAUACCGACUCACAUCAAGUUAGCUGACAGGGAUUUCAAUAAAAGUGAACCAAUAUCAAUUUUAUUGGGUUGUGAUAUAUUUUUCAAAAUUCUUUUGCGUGAACAAUUGCCAAUAAUUCCUGGCGGGUUAUAUUUACAUGACACGCGUUUUGGUUAUGUUUUGGCAGGACAAUUACCGUUACAACGAAGCCCGGCCACCACGUCACAACAGAUAACAGCUGUUAGCAACUUUUGUAACCUUGACAAUGAAAUUAGGUCACGUGAGGUCGAUGACACUCUUACAUCUAUUGAUAGCUCACUCAAACAGCUGUGGCGGUGCGAGCAGGUGCCGCAGAUUUAUAAGGAGGCUUCAUCUGAGCAGGAACUAGCAGAAACAAUGUUUCAGGAGUCAGUCCAGCUAGAAGACUGUAAAUUUCAGGUAAAGCUACCUUUAAAGCAAGAUUUUAAUGAAGUCAGGCUGGGUAAUUCUUUAUCUCGAGCCUUACAGAGGUUCUAUAACUUAGAAAAAAGGUUUUUAAAGGAUCCGUUGCUUUUUCAGCAAUAUAAACAAUUUAUUGAUGAAUAUGUUUCGCUUGGGCAUGCGAAAUAUGUUGAUAUUGAAAGUUACAAUUUAGAAGAGGAUCCUGUAUAUUUUCUGUCUCAUCACCCUGUGAUUAAUGAAGGUAGUAAAACUACGCGGUUAAGGGUAGUUUUCGACGGUUCAAUGCAGACCGAUCGAAACAUUUCAUUAAAUGACUUAAUGUUAAAUGGACCUUGUGUGCAAAACAGUUUGUUUAAUAUAUUAAUAUUAUUUCGAUUGCAUAAAUUUGUCUUAGUAACUGACAUAAAAAAGAUGUUCAGAAACAUUAAACUUGAUCCAUCACAAUGCUCAAUUCAGAACAUACUAUGGCGUAGUAGCCCACAAGAAAGAAUUAAAUGUAUUCAAUUAUUAACAAUUACAUAAUAGGCCUAAGUGGCAGAAUUCUCUUCCUAAUAUCGAAGUAGGAACAUUAGUUUUAUUGAGGAGUGAUAACAUUCCUCCUUUGAGUUGGCCAAUGGCACGUGUUGUUGAAACGUUCCCAGGUUCAGAUGGCAAAGUUAGGGCAUUGUCAGUCAAAACAACAAAAG
Plutella xylostella (diamondback moth) is the source of this 1475-nucleotide messenger RNA. Lineage: Eukaryota; Metazoa; Arthropoda; Insecta; Lepidoptera; Plutellidae. The record is from RefSeq and is a predicted model, not a curated record.